Molecule: messenger RNA, 896 nt
Organism: Dermatophagoides pteronyssinus (European house dust mite)
Lineage: Eukaryota; Metazoa; Arthropoda; Arachnida; Sarcoptiformes; Pyroglyphidae
Biological process (GO): G protein-coupled receptor signaling pathway, coupled to cyclic nucleotide second messenger; chemical synaptic transmission
Cellular component (GO): dendrite; plasma membrane
Molecular function (GO): neurotransmitter receptor activity; G protein-coupled serotonin receptor activity
Source: RefSeq, a predicted model, not a curated record
AUGGCAAUAAAAAUCAACGACGACAACGACAAUAAUGAUAAAAAGUUCAAAGAUGUAUCAACGAUUAAAUCAUUGGAACAAAUUGAAAUAAGCCUAAAGCCAAAAUCAAUAGAAAAUAUAGCUAGAUCAUCAUUAGCUAAUAAUAUAUCAACCGCAACAUUAAAUACAACAACAAUGUCUAUGGCUACUAUUAAACCAUUAUCAACGGAAACAAAUUUUUAUGUUAUUGAUAAUGGUGAUGGAUUUAGUACAGUAGUGGCUGAUGAUAAUGAUCAUUGUAAAUGUAAUAAUAAUAAUAAUAAUCAACGUAAACAUAGACAAAAACAACAACAACAACAACGACAAUCACCAUUAAUAACGGCUGCCCAAAGACAUCGAAAUGAAUUGAAACGUGAAGAAAGUUCACGUUUACGACAGGAAAAAAAAGCAGCAAGACAAUUAGGUGUUAUACUUGGUGCAUUUAUACUUUGUUGGAUGCCAUAUAUAAUUACCUAUGUUGUAACAGCAUAUUGUACAUAUUGUAUUAGUUUAACUGUUCAUCAGGUGACUAUUUGGUUGGGAUAUCUGAAUAGUUUUCUAAAUCCAUUUUUAUAUGCAUUAUGUAAUGAAAAUUUUAAACAUGCAUUUAAAAAAAUGUUAGGACGUUUACAACAACCACAACAUAUUAGCUAUAAUUUUGAUCAAACAUUAAUGGCUGGUAAUCAAAACAAUCAUCAACAACAACAACAACUACUACAACGACAACAAUCGACAAGAGGUUGUGCGAAUACAAAUAGCUUACGGUUAAUUACAACACAGCAAUAACAACAACAACAUUCAAAUCGAUUACAAUCUGAAUUAUUUAUCGAUAACGAUGAUGAUAAUAAAAAAUAAUUCAAACAAACAAACAAACAACA